Momordica charantia (bitter melon) is the source of this 802-nucleotide messenger RNA. Its product is annotated as squamosa promoter-binding protein 1. Gene Ontology annotation, cellular component: nucleus. Lineage: Eukaryota; Viridiplantae; Streptophyta; Magnoliopsida; Cucurbitales; Cucurbitaceae. Gene Ontology annotation, molecular function: DNA binding. The record is from RefSeq and is a predicted model, not a curated record.
AAUGGCAUCUUGGGGGGGCACGCCUGAAGAGGAUGAGGAGGAGGAGGAAGAAGACGGCGGCGGCGGCGGAGAAGUAGGGUUUGGGGAAGAGGAGAGAAAGAUCAGGAGAGCUUUAAGCGGCGGUCGGUGUGGCGGAGCAGGGAGGUCAACGGUGGCGCGUUGCCAAGCCGACGGCUGUAAUGCCGAUCUGAGCGGCGCCCGGCCGUACCACCGCCGCCACAAGGUCUGUGAGUUCCAUGCCAAGGCGGCGGUCGUCAUUUUGGCCGGAUUGGAGCAGCGCUUUUGCCAGCAGUGUAGCAGGUUUCAUGCGGUUUCAGAGUUCGAUGAGACCAAGAGAAGCUGCCGGAGGCGUUUGGCCGGACACAACGAACGCCGGCGAAAAAGCUUAUCCUCGGAGUUCCAUGGCGGACAAUCCUCCACCUGAUCCACAAAAGACAACCGCCGCCUCCGCCGCCGCCUCGCCGGUUGGUUGGUUUCUGAAGAAGAAGAAGAAGAAGAAAAAAUAUAUUAUAAUUUUCAUAAGAGAUGAAGGAAUCGGAUGAGCUUUAAUUUGAGAAAUUGAUGAAAAUUAAAAUGAAUUAGAUGCUCUCUCUCUCCUGUCAAUUCCUAUGGCUGUCUGCAAACUUUUUUUUUUUUUUUCUCUCUUUUUUUGUAGUGACUAUUAACUUGUGUGUAGGGCAAAGUUUCCAGAUGCUGCUUUCUGCGUAGGUCACAUCAGUUAAAUCUGGGUUUAAAUAGAUUGUCUUUUUGUGGAAGUCGGCUGUGCUUUAAUUUUAGGCUAAAUACAUGUUUUAUUUUUGGA